AUGUCGUAUUUAACUAGACUCGGUCAAUUUCAAAUUUUGAAACGUUCUUAUGCUGUAUCGAGUAAUUUAAUUCAACCUGUAAAACAAUUAACUCAUCCAGAUGAUAAAAUACCACAAUCAACCCUUGAUCAAGUUGAAGAAUAUAGCAAAUAUACCGUUAAUACUUACGCUCGUCCAAGCAUUAUUAUGAAACGUGGUCAGGGAUCUUACCUGUUUGAUACAAAUGAUCGUCCUUAUUUAGAUUUUACAGCAGGUAUCGCUGUAAAUGCUCUAGGCCAUUCUGAUCCUGAAGUGGCGCAAGUUCUUUAUGAUCAAGCUCGUACUUUGGUUCAUACGAGUAAUCUUUAUUAUAAUACAAAUGCUGGCGAACUCGCUAAAUUGAUUGUUGAAACUACUGGAGGUUGGGCCAAGAAAUUAUUCUUGGCUAACUCAGGUACUGAAGCGAAUGAAGGUGCGCUUAAGUUUGCUCGUAAAUGGGGUCACCAGCAAUCCUCUGAUAAAUAUCAAAUUGUCUGUUUUACACAUGCUUUCCAUGGUCGUUCCUUGGGUGCUCUUUCAGUGACUCCUAAUCCAAAAUACCAAAAGGUAUUUGAACCCCUUUUACCAGGUGUUGUGACAUGUCCUUAUAAUGAUACAGAGAGAGCUCUUGAGAUGAUCACAGACAAGACAUGUGGUGUUAUUCUGGAACCUGUUCAAGGAGAAGGUGGCGUACAUCCUGCUGCUCCCGAAUUUUUAAAAGCAAUUCGUGAUCAGUGUAACAAAACAAAUAGUUUACUUAUCUUUGAUGAAAUUCAAUGUGGUCUCUCUCGUACUGGCAAGUUAUGGGCUCAUCAACAUGUUGAUCUUGAAGGCUGUACACCUGAUAUCUUGACAAUGGCGAAACCAUUAGCUAAUGGUGUACCUAUUGGUGCUAUCUUGACAUCAGAGAAAGUAGGCAAUUUGAUUAAAUUAGGUGAUCAUGGUACUACAUUUGGUGGUAAUCCUUUGUCUUCAGCAGUUGCAUUGAAUGUCUUGAAACGUAUUACAACACCAGAAUUUAUUGCAUCUGUCAAUGAAAAAGGAGAGUAUUUAGCUUUCCUUUUAAAACAAUUACAAUCCAAGUAUCCUAAUUUAAUCAAGGAAGUAAGAGGUAAGGGACUUAUGUUGGGUGUUGAAUUUCAACAUGAUCCUACACCUCUUAUCAAAAUGGCUCGCGAAAGGGGUCUUUUGAUUGUUACAGCUGGAUGUCAAACCGUGCGUAUCAUCCCUCCUUUAACUAUCUCAAAGGAAGAAGCAUUAGAAGGUGUAAAUAAAUUAGCAGGCGCCGUUGAUGAAUUUGCUGCAACUUUAAAAUAA
Molecule: messenger RNA, 1335 nt
Organism: Cokeromyces recurvatus
Lineage: Eukaryota; Fungi; Mucoromycota; Mucoromycetes; Mucorales; Mucoraceae
Product: pyridoxal phosphate-dependent transferase
Exons: 4
Coding region: 1-1335 (444 amino acids)
Biological process (GO): arginine metabolic process
Cellular component (GO): mitochondrial matrix
Molecular function (GO): identical protein binding; transaminase activity; pyridoxal phosphate binding
Source: RefSeq, a predicted model, not a curated record